Daldinia vernicosa is the source of this 1601-nucleotide messenger RNA. RefSeq lists its product as uncharacterized. Bases 207 to 1445 code for a protein of 412 amino acids. The transcript has a single exon. The record is from RefSeq and is a predicted model, not a curated record. NCBI's taxonomy places the organism in Eukaryota, Fungi, Ascomycota, Sordariomycetes, Xylariales, Hypoxylaceae.
CGUGCAUGGGCUUGGCUAGAUGUCAUGACCAGUGGCAUAUCAACUUAACAACCGCCUAGCCUCCCUUUUACCUACCCUGUUCACCUCUUCACCGACUCCUCUACCUCCCAAGCAGGAGUCUGAUGUCAGGGUACAGUCACAUAUCCUGCUUCUUAGCUUCAAUCUCCAACUAGAUACAACAUAUUUACAUUGCAUCUCUAUCCAGAAUGGCGACAGAUUCCUUGAAAGCCCUAAUUACUAACAUUCCCGACUGGCUUAAACGCCUCGAGGAGCUCAAUGGACAAAUCGAUCAGCGCCAGCAGGAUCUGGCUAUGCUGCCUGAGAACCAACCCAAGUCCUCAGCUCGAUCUAUUAGGAAUAAGGGGUCGACAGAAUCUCUAAGACCGAAGGAUGAAGGCGCGUCCGGCCAAAUAUUAGACACGAUACGCGUCUCGACGCCACCUCCCCUAGCCCCGAAUGAAACUCGACAGCCAAAUGGCGGUGCUGAAGUACCAACGAGUCCCGUGAGUGAACCACGAUCGAACACAUCCCUUCAACGUCAGACCAACGAGGUUAUGGCAACGGCACAGCGACGAGCGCGCGCCGUUGUUCGGAAGAAGCCGAAGACCGAAUCUAUGAUGAGCAGCGAGAACGCCGUCCAAAAUUACAGGUCACGGAAUAUGAUCAUCGUAUACUACGACAGCUACGUACAGUCAUUCUUUGAGGAGCUAGUCAAGUUCGUGUCGAUGCAGCGCAAUGCCAUGCGUAAAGCCAAGAUGGCUGCCAAGGUGGCCCGCAUCAGGCGUUUAGCCGAGAUUGAGAUGCCCGAUGAUGACGAGGAGGAGGACAGACCGGGUAGUGGGAAUGGUGAACUAAAGCCCAGGGAUAAUAUCAUGGCCGUCGCCGCCGACGCCACAGCCGCAGAAGCUAAGGAAGAGUCGGCGGAAGAUAUUAAGCUCCGCUUCAAAAGUACUCGACAGAUGGGACCACGAAACGUAGUUGCUGGUAGGGUGAGUGCGCGGGUGACCCGAUCAGGUCUUAAUGGCGGACUAGGCGCAUUCCAGGACAGGGGCGAUGUCUGGGAGGAGCUGGACAAAGGCCUAGAGUUCGUCCAGGGCAUGUGUGAACAAGGAGCGCAUCAAUUCCUUCGAGACGGUGACUGCGCCGAAGAGAUCGAGAAGAUUAAAGCGCGCCUUGCGUUGACGAAGGAGGCUGCCGACAAGGAACUAGCACGUUCUGAAACGGAAAACACUCCCGAGCCAGCCUCGCCCUGGCCCACGCAGUCCCGGAGCUAUCGCCCCACGACGAUGCGGAAGAGUAUGGGCACGCCGGCAGUAAAGACGCCUCCUAAGCAAGAGUUUGUCAAGCAGAAUGUUAUUGAAGUGGAGGACGAAGGGGUGCAGGAUAUGGACGACUACGAGCCGAUCUCUAAACCAACGGGGCAAAUAGAUGGACCCACGUCUUAGAAUGACGAGGUCCCUUUGCUUUGUUAUGCGUCAUGCGCAUGAAGCAGUCUCCCUGCUGCUAUUACCUACCACCGUCGUUUACGUAUAUACAAACCACAUCUCAGCCAAUCAAAAUUGUUUGCUCGGAUGCAGCAUCGCGACGGAAUUGGCUUACAG